Microstroma glucosiphilum is the source of this 1206-nucleotide messenger RNA. RefSeq lists its product as hypothetical. Lineage: Eukaryota; Fungi; Basidiomycota; Exobasidiomycetes; Microstromatales; Microstromataceae. Bases 1 to 1206 code for a protein of 401 amino acids. The transcript is spliced from 3 exons. The record is from RefSeq and is a predicted model, not a curated record.
AUGGACAUUCCAGAAGCAGUAGCAGAGUCUCUCCUGCCUGACGCUGGCGCCUAUCUGAUCAUUGGCUUCGACACGGCUGGGAGGUCCACACACGUACAUUGGCAAAACGGUACGGAUCGAAGUCCUGACUGGCUGAAGUGCAGGCGAGAGGGUAAUUUGGCCAACUUUGAUGACUCCGUCGCCAGCGCCAACGGGACCAAGUGCUUCGAGGGGCCCGAAAAGCGGCACCGACGGAGUCAGGCAGUAGGAGCUCUGGACCCAACUUACCGGGCCUGGAUGAAGAUGCUGCGAUAUCUCGGCUAUAUGGAAGUAUGGUGCAGGAGCAAAGGCCAACCUCCCAGAGCAGAGAGCUACCAGGCAAUGAGCGACAUUCGUGGCCUGCUCAUGAGGCACGUCGGAGGGCCCCUCGACGCAGGUGAUCUACCGUGUCGCCCGUUUGAGACCUGUGGUGGCUAUGCAUUCUUCGACUACACGAUUACAGACGGCACGAUUCUGAGAGCUUUGGAUGGACAGGAUUGCCUCUUUGGCCUCGUCGUCGGGGAGCCUAGCAUCGGCCUUGACACUUUCGUGGGCUGUGACCCCGUACAGCGGCACCUCUUCGCAGGCAUCUCCUUUCAGAUCAAGCCUGUGGCACCGUCCACGCCUUCCUCAACUUUUUCCCCUCCGCCCACCGACGACUGGACCCCGUUGCAGCUGAAGCAGAAAGGCCUCAGCAGCAAAAGGGCUCGGGACUUGGCUGAAGUCCUGCUGCGAUGUCUGCCUGCGGAGGAGCAGACGCGGCGUCGACAGAGGACGGCCGCCGAGGCCUGGGUCGCACGGAGCAGAAGACAUCAGCUGCUCGAGGACUACGAGAGCCUCUCGCGCGCAGCUCAGCAAGCCUUCGACGGUGACGCGUCCCUCUGGUCUGGACAGAAUCUGCUUCUCGGCGGAAAGAUGUGUCGUCGUCUUCAAGGCGACCACGUCAGAGACGACGAACGGCUGGCAAUUCUACAGGCUUUGGGAUACCCAGACAUGGGUGCGCCGGUCCCGGUCCGCUUCGUUGUCAAGACCGACAAUCUGGCGGGGUCCUUCAAGACUCUUCAAGACUGGGAGGUACCGGAUCGUUCCGCUCGGAGCAACUGCAGAGGCUCACUCCUUCCACGGCUCCUGGCAACCUCCACCGUUCACCAUCAAGACAGACCGGUCCGCGGGAUCGUUCAAGACUGA